UUAAAAUAAAAGUAUUUAUUUUACUUUAACUAAAAAUGUUAAAAUCAUUUCAAAAUAAAAUAACACAGUGCUUUUCUUAUUGGGGCCUUUGGGUUUAUCUUCUUAUUUACCCUAUUUCUGUGUGGUGGUAAUUAUUGGGGCAAAUUUCUGCAUUUUGCUUGGUUUUUCUUUUGGGGUGUCUGAGGAAAAAACAUCAUUUUUGUCUCUGUAAAAAAGGUGUUGCUUUGUGAAACUGUGGCACUGACUAGAACCUGGGCUUAACACCAAAAACCCUAAGGGAGGGGAAAAGGUUACUGUAGGCUGGAAAUUGUUGGUUGUUCCAUGCAGUAGUCAAAGACUCCCAAACCUGGAGGAAACAUAGGUCUAGAUGGUGUAAAAGGAUACAUCAGGAGUGGGAGGAUGGGCUUGCAGAUGAAAAAGUCAAAAUAAAAUAAAGUAACAAAAUAAAAUUCAUUAGCAGCAGGCAGCCAGAUAGAAAUCCAGAUUCUUACCUCAUCCUGGGCAGGAGCUGGGCAACCCUUGACCACAUUGGAUCUCUUUGCCCCAGGAUAAAACAGAGACCAAAUAUUAUGUCAAAACCAGCAGAAUAAGUCACAUGGAGCAAAAGGCAUUUCAAGUCACUCCCAGCCCAUAUUCUGGGGAAGAAACACCAAAUGUCACCUGUCUCUUCCCCACCUGCCUGUGGUCACACUGAUAUACCUCCUCACAGUGGAAAAACCUUAUUUAAAGGCUUUUUGAAAUUAUUAUUUAUUAAUUCUGCUUUCAUAAUGUUUAACACAACCACAAAACCAACAGAUGUUUCUACAGCUCCAGGUGUGCCGCCUCUUCCUGGCUGCAGGACACCCAUUCCCUCUUCACCAACUUCCAUUUACAAGGGAAGGGUGUAGAAUACACACACACACACACACACACACACACACAGAUAUAUAUAUGUACAUAUGUACAAACUGAAAAGCAGAUAAAAGCCCCAGCCAAUACCAUUUCCUGGAGCAGAUGCAGCUGUGAGUGCGUAGUUCACAAGGCAAGGGGUUGUCCAAGGACAGUGUCACUUCUGGGCUGCUUCUGGGACCUUCUGAGCAACCAUGGCUGGGGAAAUUGUUUAUGCUGAUUUAUGGCAUCCUGGGAACAGUUCUGCUGAGAAGCAUCAUGCACCUGCCUUCUGUCCAAGGUGGCACAGGCUCCUUCUCAUAGCCGGGGGGCUGGGGCAACUCAUCCUGCUGGUCCUGGUGGUGGUGCUGAGUGUGCGGGUUUUUCAGGGGUCCCCACAGCCAGUGGUGACAAGCGCUCCGCAGCCAGGCAGUGGGAUCCAGGGAAGGAACCAAGUGGAGCAGUGCAUGUUUUCAUCCCUGGUGCGGUAUUUCUGCAAGCCCCAAGGGGACAACCCCACAGCCUAUGCUGGCUGUAAGCUGUGUCCCCAGGACUGGCAGCUUCACAGGGAAAGAUGCUACUGGCUUUCUGAGGAACUGGGAAACUGGACUCAAGGCAUGAAAAACUGUGAGAACCAGGACUCCCAGUUGGUGGUGCUCCAGGACAAGAAAGAAAAGGAGUACAUCAAGACUGUUACAGGCAAGAGCCCACCACCAGUGUGGAUUGGAUUAAGGUCACAUCAGAAGGUGUGGAGAUGGGUAGACAACACACCUUUCAACCCCAAAAUGCUUGGCACCUCUAUGCUCGAGAUGGAUGAAGGGUGUGGGACACUGAGAGCCAAAGACUUUGAGGUUAAAAGAUGUGAUGCUGAACACAAGUGGGUUUGCAAAAAAAAGCCUUUCCUUCUCUGCUCUGUGACAGCAGAGAUGGAAAGAAAAGCGAUGCCUCCAUCUGACAAACACGCACCCCAAAAUGCCCACCCCACAAGACACUUGCUGCCAAUAUUUGGGGUGAAAUAGCCCCAUCCUCACAGUUACAGCUUUGCAGGGUUUGGAAAUCCUCUUACCAUGAGGAUCAUGACCAGUUUUGGGGAUGCAGAUGAACCCCUGAGCUGGAGGAUCAGAAAGGCCUGUGCCUCAGGCACAGUGCUGAUAAAGCUUUGGCAUCAAUAAAAGUUUAUCAAACUGGUUUGCUUCAAUUUAUUGAAAUAACACAGGCAAGAGCACGAGUGGCACAUCAUGUAAAGUUCAUAUAUAAACAUUGCAAAUUUCAACUCAAAAAAGCUUUUGUGAGUGACAGAUAUUACCUGUAUGCAUCUCUCCAUCAGUGUGCUGAGAGUGUCAGCACACUGAUGCAAGUAACUGGGUGAAUGCAGGCAGCUGGGUUUUGCUCAAGUUUUGAGGAUCUGGAGGGGUUUGUUUCUCUUCUGAGUUGUUUUGUUGUUUGUUUU
Zonotrichia albicollis (white-throated sparrow) is the source of this 2317-nucleotide messenger RNA. The record is from RefSeq and is a predicted model, not a curated record. Lineage: Eukaryota; Metazoa; Chordata; Aves; Passeriformes; Passerellidae.